UUCCCAAAAACCCUCGCAUCAGGUACCGUAACGCCUAACUUUAUGAAAACGACGCGAGUUCCCAGCACUCACGCGGGUCUUAUUAGGGCAUACAUUUGAAGCUGAGAUUAUUGUUGACGGCCAGGCCGACGCCGUCGCCGUCGCCGCCGUGCAAUGGCCGUUCACCUGGGACGGCGGCGCGGACCCCGUCAUCAACCUCAAAUAGGCUGUCUCUGAUGGCUCGUAUUCUAUGCAAGCCAAGCUCGACAAAUAUGGCAUUGAGAAUAACGCCAAAAGCUCGGUCAUAAGUAUUCCCUUAACCGAUGAAGCAUGGUCUCCAUUUAUCCUCGUUGGUAAGGAGAAGCAGCUAGUUGGCAACAACCCUCCAACCGACUGGAUGGCCAAAAAUCUGCCAUAUAUCGGAUGUUUAACACUACAGGAUAUAGUGAUGCCCGGCUCGCACGACGCAGGAAUGUCUGAGAUCAAUAACGCGCAUUUAGGAGACGCUGCCGACACCCAGACUCAGACGUUGAAUAUUACUGGUCAACUCUACGCAGGGGCUCGAUGGUUUGAUAUUCGUCCCUCGAUAUCUCACGGCCAAUUCUAUACGAACCACUAUAAAGACAGGCUCGGUGCUAACGGCGAAUCCAUAGCCGAUAUUAUCUCCGAUAUCAAUCGAUUCACGGCCAAGGGUUAUAAGGAACUCAUUAUUCUCGAGCUUAGCCAGACCCUAAAUACCGACGCAGGGUAUGAAGCCUUUACUGACGCUCAGUAUAGCAGUUUACUAUCCACAUUCGAAAAGACGUUGAAGCAUCUAUAUACUGGUCAUAGCCAUAGCGUUAUCACCAAGUUACCGCUUUCUGACUUUAUCAGUACCGGUCCGGCCGUGGUGAUCGUCUGCGACGAACGGGAUACGAGCUGGCUCAAGACUAACGGGUUCCAGGGCAAGGGUUUCUACUCGAGCACGCAGUUUCCCGUGUACAACAGCUACGCCGACACUACGGAGCUGGCCACUAUGCAGAAAGACCAGUAUACGAAACUCAUCGCUCAGACCGCUAAGCCGGAUAACUCGGCACAAUUAUUUCUUCUAUCUUGGACGCAUACUAUGGGCACGUACGAGAUUUUCGAGUCUGCCUUUGGCGGGCCAACUCUAAGGGAAUCAGCGGACUACUUCAAUCGUUUCCUCGCCCAGGCCGGUGGCACUGUCCCGUAUACUGGGCCUAUCACUUGGGUGGCAGAGAAGUCAGGACUACCAAAUAUCAUCAUGAUUGACAAUAUUGCUAGUGACGACUUCUUGACGGCCAUGGCCAUUGGAUUGACCAGGUUCUAUAACACGCAGUGUUAGGGAUUGUUAUAUCGAACAUGGAAAAAGUGUUAAUAUGUCUUGGGAUUGGCUUAUUGCAUAGUAGGGACAGGGGGACUCAAUUGUGAAUGAAUGAAAGA
Messenger RNA from Exophiala viscosa, 1422 nucleotides. Its product is annotated as PLC-like phosphodiesterase. Gene Ontology annotation, biological process: lipid metabolic process. NCBI's taxonomy places the organism in Eukaryota, Fungi, Ascomycota, Eurotiomycetes, Chaetothyriales, Herpotrichiellaceae. Gene Ontology annotation, molecular function: phosphoric diester hydrolase activity. The record is from RefSeq and is a predicted model, not a curated record. The transcript has a single exon. Bases 230 to 1324 code for a protein of 364 amino acids.